Clupea harengus (Atlantic herring) is the source of this 1278-nucleotide messenger RNA. It is a transcript of the gene cdx4, whose product is annotated as caudal type homeobox 4. Gene Ontology annotation, cellular component: nucleus. NCBI's taxonomy places the organism in Eukaryota, Metazoa, Chordata, Actinopteri, Clupeiformes, Clupeidae. The record is from RefSeq and is a predicted model, not a curated record. Gene Ontology annotation, molecular function: DNA-binding transcription factor activity, RNA polymerase II-specific; RNA polymerase II transcription regulatory region sequence-specific DNA binding. Gene Ontology annotation, biological process: anterior/posterior axis specification; cell differentiation; animal organ morphogenesis.
AUGUACGUGGGAUACCUUUUGGAUAAAGAGAGCAGCAUGUACCACCAAGGACCUGUACGGCGUUCCAGCAUCAAUUUACCACCCCAGAACUUCGUAUCAACACCUCAGUACUCUGAUUUUACAGGAUAUCACCAUGUGCCCAACAUGGAAUCGCACGCUCAAUCCACGGGGGCUUGGGGAACUCCUUAUGGUGCACCAAGGGAGGACUGGGGCGCCUAUAGUCUCGGACCCCCUAAUACUAUACCGGCACCCAUGAGCAAUUCUUCCACGGGACAAGUUUCCUAUUGCUCAGCUGAUUACAAUCCCAUGCACGCCCCAGGAUCAGCGGUGUUACCUCCACCUACAGAAAACAUAUCCGCGGCCCAGCUCUCUCCAGAGAGAGAGAAGCGCAAUUCUUAUCAAUGGAUGAGUAAAACUGUUCAGUCGUCUUCAACAGGUAAAACCAGAACAAAAGAGAAAUAUCGGGUGGUGUAUACCGACCAUCAGAGGCUUGAAUUGGAGAAGGAGUUUCAUUUCAACCGUUACAUUACCAUCAGACGAAAGGCAGAGCUGGCGGUGAACCUUGGACUGUCAGAGCGACAGGUGAAGAUCUGGUUCCAAAAUCGCAGAGCUAAGGAGCGAAAGUUAAUCAAAAAGAAGAUGGGCCAGUCUGACGGCAGCGGAGGGUCAGUACAUAGUGACCCAGGUUCGGUGAGCCCUUUACCGGUGCCUGGGUCUCUGAGUCCGUCGGAAAUACAUGGUUCACACGGUUCACUCUAUCCACCAGCAGGAAUGAACACCUUACCACCGCUGAGGAACAUGCAACAAGUUACUGUUACACAGUAAUGUCGAACUUGGGAUCCUCCAAUUUAAUCGAGCACUCCGCACGCUGAAAGGACAGUGCGCCUGACUAAACCUAUAUGUGGUCCUCAUGGAUUACAAAAUUCUACGAGACGUCCUGAAGCUCACAUAUUGUGGAUUACAACAAGGAACAAUCAAGUUUUAUUUGCAACGAAAUGCAGGAGGCUCUUGACAUAUUGUUUUAGUUUUUAUUAAAAAAAGAAAAAUCUUGUACGUCUGGUCGAAAAACUAAAUAUUCUAAUGAUUUUUUUGUGUUUGACCAAUUAAGAUAUAAUUAAUAUCUCCUUCCUGUCUGUGGUGAGUGUAUAGGUGUUUGUAAAUAAAUAAGAAAAUCCGGUACAGUGUUUUAACAAAUAAUGGUAAAUGUCUAAAGUGCUUGCCAAUAUGCAAUAUUGCCCCAUUUUUUUCACAAGCACACUUUCACAUUGUUUGAAAUGA